Molecule: messenger RNA, 1803 nt
Organism: Cladophialophora yegresii CBS 114405
Lineage: Eukaryota; Fungi; Ascomycota; Eurotiomycetes; Chaetothyriales; Herpotrichiellaceae
Exons: 2
Coding region: 1-1803 (600 amino acids)
Molecular function (GO): thiamine pyrophosphate binding; magnesium ion binding; carboxy-lyase activity
Source: RefSeq, a predicted model, not a curated record
AUGGCCACCGACAUCGACCUAGCGGAAUACCUCUUCCGGAGGAUUCGUCAAGUUGGGGUCAAAGCUAUCCAUGGUGUUCCGGGAGAUUACAACCUAACCGCUCUUGACUACAUUCAACCAGCCGGUCUGGAUUGGGUUGGCAAUGCAAACGAGCUGAACGCUGGAUAUGCUGCGGACGGCUAUGCACGGAUAAGAGGUGUAUCGGCACUAAUCACAGCCUUUGGCGUCGGCGAACUCUCUGCUAUCAAUGCCAUUGCUGGUGCUUAUAGUGAACUGGCGCCGGUCAUUCAUGUUGUGGGCACUGUCCCGACCAACGUCCAGGAUGCUGGGCUCUGCAUGCAUCAUUCCCUAGGCAAUGGCGAUUUCCGGGUCUUUGCUGACAUGUACAAAAAGAUCACGGUGGCCCAAGCGAACCUAAGGGAUGCAGCUACCGCCCCUGCACAGAUUGACAGAUGCCUCCGAGAAUGUGUCAUACAGAGCCGACCAGUGUACAUUGAAUUGCCUAGCAACAUGGUCCGGGCCAAGGUCCCAGCAGCGGCCCUCGAGACACCCAUUGAUCUUUCCAUCCCAUUGAAUGAUGAAGGGUUCGAAGAUACCGAGGUUGACUUGAUCUUGAACAAGAUGUAUGCUUCCAGACAGCCUUUCAUCGUCGUGGAUGGCUGCACAUCGAGGUACGGUGCUAGCGAGGAGGCCAAUGAGCUAGUCCGAGUGACCCGAUUCCCCACUUCGGCCACUCCUUUUGGCAAGGGCAUUAUCAAUGAGGACUGUCCCAAUUUCCACGGGAUCUACGCUGGCAUUGCUGGUAACGAGGUAUACAUGCCUUGGGCCCAAGGUUGCGAUUUCGUCCUCAAGUUGGGGCCUCUGGAGAGCGACGUCAAUACGUUUGGAUUCAGCACCAUUCCCGACCCAAAAACUUCGGUUGUUUUCCACCGCGACCACGUCGAGAUCGGAGGAAUCAAGUACGAAAAUCUUCACAUAAAGUCUCUCCUACGCAGAAUUCUUUCGAAGCUGGAAACAGCCAAGCUCCCUCAUUAUAACCCUUACAUUGAUCUAGGCUCCCCCCAAGCCGAGCUUCUGGCCCUGCCUCCGACAGGCAAGGAUGACAUUAUCGAUCAAGCCACUUUCUGGCGACGGAUAUCGACCUUUUUCCGGACAGGCGAUAUUGUCAUGGCCGAAACUGGCACAAUAGCAAUCGGAGCCCGAGAGAUGGUUCUCCCUGCCGACACUACGCUUGUUUCUUCUUGCAUAUGGCUGUCUAUUGGCUACAUGCUACCAGCAUGUCAAGGCGCUGCCCUAGCCCAGCGCGAAAUGAUUGCUGAAGGCUUGCGUCCGAAAGGGCGCACCAUCCUCUUUGAGGGUGACGGCAGUCUCCAGAUGACCGCGCAAUCCAUCAGCGACAUCAUCCGGAACCGACUCGACGUGACUAUUUUCGUCAUCAACAACGAUGGAUAUGUGAUCGAAAGGUGGAUCCACGGCAUGAAGGCCGGCUAUAAUGACAUCCAACCAUGGAGAUACCUCGACGCACCAAACUACUUUGGUGCACCCAAAGAUGACCCUGCCUACCCGGUGGUUACAAGGCGAGCUGAAACGUGGGGUCAGGUGAACGACAUCUUGGCAGAGCCGGCACUUCAAGAAGGCAAAGGCUUGAAUAUUGUGGAGGUGGUGAUGGGUCGAGAGGAUGCACCUGAUGUGUUGAAGAGGCUGGUUCAGAGCACCAAGAGAAGGAAUUCAGGCCCUUCCACCGAGUCUGAACAGCGCCAACCCACGAGCACUGAAGAGAAGGCCAUGAAAGUCGGCGGUUGA